AUGUGGAUGGAGGAUAUCGCGACCAAGUGCCCACCAGGCCUCAGCUGCAAUGUCCAAACCAUUGGCCAAUCCCACGAGAGUCGUGAUAUGAAAAUCAUCAAGAUUGGCGCCAACUCAAAUGGCAAUUCCACCAAGCCAGGAAUCUGGAUCGACUGUGGCAUUCACGCCCGGGAAUGGAUCUCACCAGCUACAUGCGUUUACACGAUAUACAGGAUGAUUGACGACUUUUCCCGAGGAUACACCAGGGCCACAGCUGUCCUCAACCAGUACGAUUGGUACUUCCUUCCCUCAGCCAACCCUGACGGGUACGAAUUCACGUGGGAUGAUGACCGCAUGUGGCGCAAGACGAGGUCACCGAACUCCGGAAGCUCAUGCAUGGGGACUGACCCGAACAGGAACUGGGACUACCAAUGGAUGGUGGCCGGUGCCAGCAGCAACCCCUGCUCCUACACCUAUGCCGGAACGAAGGCCUUCUCAGAGGCCGAGACUACGGCCAUGAGGGAUUUCAUCAAUAGUGUGAAACCAAGCCUGAGGGCCUACGUAUCCAUCCAUUCGUACUCGCAGUUGAUCCUGCUGCCAUAUGGUGUGGCACCAGCCAUCCCUGCAGACUACAAUGAACUGGAACGUGCAGCUAAAGCCGCCCGUGAUGAGCUUGGAUCGAUGUUCGGGACCGUCUACCGAGUGGGAGCCACCCCCGCCCUUCUUUACGAUGCUGCAGGCACCUCUGCCGACUGGGCCAAGUUUGUCGGCAUCAAAUACGCGUACACUUACGAACUCAGGGAUACUGGAAGAUACGGAUUCAUUCUCCCUGCGGACCAGAUCCUGGCCACGGCCAAGGAGACCUACGUAUCGCUGCAGAGGCUGGCUGAAGAGAUGAAAGCAUGAGGCAGCCGUCCUAGAAGGUCGUGAGCACAUUUCACACGAUCCUGGAGGACAGGUGUAGAAGUAGAAAAUGUCCCCCUGGAAAAAGUGUCCGAAUUUCAAACUGGGCAAUGUUUAGUGUCCUAAAAGGUACCCAGGACGAUCCUGGGUAACUUUUAGGAUUACCCAGGUUGGUCCUGGGUAAUGUUUAUGUAUACCCAGGACGACAUCUACCGAUUCGGCGUGAGUAGGCGCGGGUAUUCU
Molecule: messenger RNA, 1125 nt
Organism: Lineus longissimus
Lineage: Eukaryota; Metazoa; Nemertea; Pilidiophora; Heteronemertea; Lineidae
Product: carboxypeptidase B-like
Exons: 5
Coding region: 1-885 (294 amino acids)
Biological process (GO): proteolysis
Molecular function (GO): zinc ion binding; metallocarboxypeptidase activity
Source: RefSeq, a predicted model, not a curated record